CGUACGAACACAAGGAGGAAGAUAGCCAACACAGAAUGGGAUCUGCACUGUCUUCCUUCUUCGGAGGCGCCGCCGACGCCGCCACUGAGGACUCAUCGCAGGAGCCUUCUUCCGUCACAUCGUUCCACUCCUCCGCUCGUUGGCAGCUCCACUUCAACGAAGCAAAGGAAUCUCCCAAGCUGAUGGUCAUAGAUUUCGCGGCCUCUUGGUGUGGUCCUUGUAAGAUCAUGGAGCCCGCAGUCAAAGCCAUGGCUUCAAGGUUCACCGACGUCCAGUUCUCCAAAAUCGAUGUCGACGAGUUGAAUGAUGUGGCGCAAGAAUUCAAAAUAGAGGCUAUGCCUACGUUUGUGCUUGUGAAGAAAGGGAAGGAAGUGGAUAGGGUGGUUGGGGCCAAGAAGGAUGAGCUUGAGAAGAAGAUUGUAAAGCACAGGGCUCUUCAAGCUGCUGCUUAGCUUGAAACUUGUAUUGCCGCAAUUGACGUGAAAAGUGAAGUUUGAACUCUCUCCUUAUAUGUGUUGUCUUCAUAUUAGUAUCUUUGGUUUUCAAGAAUUAUAAUGAUUAAGAUAGUGUAUGUUUGAUGUUCUAGUGAUAAGCACUACCACACUUGUUGACCAUGAAAUAAUGCUACUUAGUUGAAUCUGUUUCCCAUUCUUCAGUA
Messenger RNA from Tripterygium wilfordii, 658 nucleotides. RefSeq names its product thioredoxin H2-like. NCBI's taxonomy places the organism in Eukaryota, Viridiplantae, Streptophyta, Magnoliopsida, Celastrales, Celastraceae. Bases 36 to 452 code for a protein of 138 amino acids. The record is from RefSeq and is a predicted model, not a curated record. The transcript has 3 exons.